Tarenaya hassleriana is the source of this 1766-nucleotide messenger RNA. RefSeq lists its product as uncharacterized. The record is from RefSeq and is a predicted model, not a curated record. The transcript is spliced from 16 exons. NCBI's taxonomy places the organism in Eukaryota, Viridiplantae, Streptophyta, Magnoliopsida, Brassicales, Cleomaceae. The coding region runs from base 121 to 1716 and encodes 531 amino acids. Gene Ontology annotation, biological process: DNA-templated transcription. Gene Ontology annotation, cellular component: RNA polymerase III complex. Gene Ontology annotation, molecular function: single-stranded DNA binding.
AAAUACCCCUACAGCCUCCGCUCCAAGUCUCCAACCGCUCAACUUCUGAAAAACCAUUCGUUCACGUGAAACCUAAGCCUCUCUCGUCGCCGUCGCCGUCGCAAUCUCCGAAGGAGGAAGAUGACAACCAUGGCGGUGACUGAAUACGGCAUCGUCUACGCCGUCCACAUCGUCACUGUUCAGUUUGGCUCCGUCGUAGCUAAAGUGUGCGAAUGUCUUCUUAGGAAGGGAGCGCUUACGGCCAGAGACAUCUCCCGUUUCACAGAGGUCAACCAUAACCAAGUGAAGGACAUCUUGUACCUCUUAAUCCAACACAACUGCGUUCAAGCGUUUGCUGUUGAGCAGCCUGGUGCCGCUGGGAAUGAGGCCAAAAUUACUGCACAAUUCAUUGUGAUGUUUAGUAACAUACUUCACCGUAUGAGGUAUAACAAGUUUAUGAAGAUUGUGAAAGAAGAACUGGGGCAACAGUGUGGAGAAGUUCUUGAAGGUUUGCUCAGUAAUGGCAGGCUUACCCUAGGUCAACUGGUAGAAAGAGAUGGAGAAAAUGGAAUGGGUUCAGAUGUCGUGAGAGAUUCUCUGCAGAAGCUGAUUGCUGCCCGCUAUGUUGAACGCAUUCCUGCUCCUGAACCAGUUCUUGGUGCGCCCACUGAAGAAGAAUCUGCUCCAAAGAAAAGAGGUUCAAAAUCUGCUAAGAUUAUUGAGGUGGCAACCUUAGAAGAACGUGUUCUUGAAGCAGCUACUCCAGUUGAAGCAAUAAGAUUUCCACUAAUAUUAGAACAAGAGUCCAAUUCAUCUUUUGAUAAUGAUGGUAGUAGUCCCUCUGGAAACAUCUCUGGGGUUAAGCGUAAACAUGGUGAUGCGGAUUCAAAUGUGAAAUUAUCAGAUUCAAACAAUCAAUUAGUUUGGCGUCCCAGUUUCGAGGGAUUCAUCCACCGCCUUAGACAUAAGGCAUGUGUCGAGAUUGUGAAAGAUCGCAAGGAUGACAAAGCUGCCAUUGUCUUGGGUGCAAUGUUGGAAAUAACAAGAUAUCAGGAGAAGAAGGUGAAAGUAGAAAAGUCAGCUCCUGUGUCAAUCGAUUCCAUUUUUGAAGAGGUUAUAAAGAGUGAAGCUGGUCGAAAUAUGACAAUGGAGCAUGUUGGAGAUUGCCUUGACCAGUUGUGUUCUAAUUCAACGUAUCUACCAGCAUUUGUGGUAGAAUCCGGUGACUCCUAUGUAGUUGACUUUAAGAGCAUAAUUGGAGUAGCACAGAAAGAUGAGAUAGAAUCAGUUGUUUUGAGAAGAUAUGGGAAGGACGCUUGCAGAAUGUUCAGGUAUUUGUCACAAGAAGGUCGUCUAGUUGAGACCGACAAGAUUGCAGAUGCUGCUUUGUCCGGAAAGAAAGAUACACCAAAAAUUCUCUUGAAGAUGUGGAAGGACGAAUACUUGCAUAUGGAGAAAUUAGUCGUUGCGGGAAGAUAUAUCCCGUUCUUGUUAUGGAAGGUGAACCAACCGAUUCUAUGGAGGAGACUAUUAGAUGAGAUGUUUCAUGCUUCUUUAAAUCUGAGUCUCCGUCUGAACCAUGAGCUUGAUCAGGAGAAGGAGCUGCUGUCUCUGCCAUUGGGAAAGCUGGAAGGGAAACUGAAGGAGAGACUGAACAGAAUCAAAGAGAAGAGGCUGCUUCUGUCUUGUUCUCGUUUCAAACUCGAUGAUUCUGUUAUGUUUUUCCAUGACUUCUAAUAAUCUCUCCCUCCUGACUUUGACACAAAAUAUCUAACAUGUUUUUGAUA